UCCUCUUAGUUCACCGGUUGCUAGUUUAUUCUGAGAAAAAUGACUGGCUUUAUUGAUACAGCAAAAUCUUUUUUUGUCCCUCAUUACAUUUUUAAUGUACUGUUAUGUUUCACCUAUUUUUUUCUGAAAACCACUCGGCCAAUGUGUACAUUUUUAUUCUAUGAUUGCAAAUUAGAAUUGAAAGAAUGGGAAUGGUUGACCUUUUUAGCUUGUAUCAUCGUCAUUAAAAACAGGAGACAGACCAAUUUUCUUAGUUACAUUUCUACAGCAUGCAUGUUUGGCAAAGCUCUUAACUUCCUUCUUUUCUUGAAACAAGGACCUAUAUAUGGGUUAUGUUUUGCUAUUCCUUGUUUAUUGCAUCUCAUAUUUUGUCCAGAACCAGCCUAUGCAGGCCCAGAGAAUCUCACUUACUUCCGUGGCUCACACUUACCAGAUGAAAUUGAACGAGAUAAAAGAAUUACAUGGGUCAUUGCCUUCUAUGCUGCUUGGUCACCAGCUUGUAUCAGCUUUGCUCCAAUAUUUGCUGAAGUUUCAUCUGAAUACACCCUACCAAAUUUAAAGUUUGGAAAACUUGACGGAUCUCGCUAUCCUGAUAUUGCUAAAAAAUAUAACAUUGAUACAAGUACUUGGUCAAAACAACUUCCAUCUGUUAUCCUUUUCCAAGAAGGCAAAGAAAAAAGCAGGCUUCCCAUACUUGAUGCUAAGAACAAAGUCGUGAAAUAUAACUUUCAGAAAGAAAAUUUUAUCAGAGAUAUUGGCUUAAAUGAUGCCUUCCACCAGUGCAAGAAAACUUGUCCCAAAGAGAAGAAACCUAAAGAAAAUGACCCAAAGAAUAAUACAGCUGACAAAGAUUUGGAUUCAAAAAAGAAAGAUUGAAGUAAUUUGUGUGUGUAUGCGUGUGUUACUUGGCCAGACUGUUUGUUUUUAACCUCAAGGUGUGAGUUAAUGUAGACAUUUGAAAUACCAUUAAUCAUUGAUUCUUUAUAGAGAUGGUAAGUGGAAAAGUAAAAAUAAAAUUAGCUUCUUUUGUA
Octopus bimaculoides (California two-spot octopus) is the source of this 1031-nucleotide messenger RNA. RefSeq names its product thioredoxin-related transmembrane protein 2 homolog. Gene Ontology annotation, cellular component: cytoplasm. The record is from RefSeq and is a predicted model, not a curated record. Gene Ontology annotation, molecular function: protein-disulfide reductase activity. NCBI's taxonomy places the organism in Eukaryota, Metazoa, Mollusca, Cephalopoda, Octopoda, Octopodidae.